CCUGGCCCGAGCCUGCACUCAGCUCCCCGCGGGCGGCGCGAUGCUGCCCGUGCUCCGCCGUGCCGCCGCGGCCGCCCGCCCCGCGAGGCUGCAGGGCCCGCGCGCGCGGCUCGGGGCGGGAGCUGCCCGUGGGGCAGCUGCCGUCCAGCAGACGUCCGGCGCCGAGUCCGUCGAGGUGUUUCCGGCGCUGCUGCACAUUCAGUGGCAGGAUUCGGGAUGGGACCAAGUCCGAACUGAACGCUAACUGGCUGCGCGAACGUUGCCUGUCCAGCGCCGCGGUGGAUGCCCAGACGAAGCAGCCAUUGGCCAACCCCCACGAUCUGCCAGAGCGCCUAUCGAUGAUCGACGCAAAGCUGCACGGCAACUCGCAGCUCGACGUGGUCUUCAGCGACGGGCACCAUUCACAGUUCUUCUUGCCGCGUGUGCAGUCUGAGCUGCGAAGCUUCGACCGCAGCCCCAUCCAGGUCAACGAGUACGAUCGCCCGAGCCCCAUGCUUUGGUCCGGCGACGCCUUCGAGUUGUCCGUCUUCCAGCACGACGCAGUGCGCGAGGACGGUGACGAGGGCGAGCGGCUUCGGCUGAUCAAGGACCUUCUGACGUUUGGCGCAGCGCUUGUUAAGGGGGUCCCACGUCGAGAGGGGGAGGUCUGCAGGUUCGGGCAGACGCUCAGCACGCUGCGGACCACGAACUGGGGCUCGUUCUUUAACGUGCGCACCGUGCCAGACACCAGCGCAGAGGCCGGCGGGCCGAAGUUUGACCUGGCCUACACCCCGCGCCCGAUCGGAUUCCACACGGACAACCCGUACCGCGAUCGGGCCCCCGACUUCCAGCUCCUGCACGCGCUCGAGCACUGCAGCUGCCCCGCGAGCGCUGCCCCGUGCGAGGACUGCUCCGUGCUGAACUAUCUCGUCGACGGCUUCCAUGUCGCAGAGAAGCUCCGGGAGGAGAGCCCGGACAGCUUCCGCCUGCUGACCGAGGUGCCCGUGCGCUUCGAGAACAACGGUGGGGACGACGGCUCGGCCCUGGUGCACACCGCCCCGCACAUCGAGCUCGGCAGCGACGUCUCCCAGCACGCCGAGUGCACCAUCCGUGCGCUGCGGUUCUCGGCGAAGAGCGGCCAGUACGCCCCCCCGCUGGACCCGGAGACCCUCGAGGCCUUCUACCGCGCGAGGCGCCGGUUCUCGCAGCUGGCGCACGACAAGAAGCACAUCUGCUCGAUGCAGCUCGAGCCCGGGGAUUGCCUCGUCUUCGACAACCAGCGCUUGUUGCAUGCUCGCAGUGAGAUCCGCCCCAGUGAUGGGGACCGUUGGGUUCAGGGCUGCUACAUCGACCGGGACGGCCUGUGGCUGAACUAUGAGCGCUUGCGGCGGCGGGCCAACCGCGAGUGA
Molecule: messenger RNA, 1388 nt
Organism: Prorocentrum cordatum
Lineage: Eukaryota; Dinophyceae; Prorocentrales; Prorocentraceae
Source: the annotation of a GenBank genome assembly